AUGUCGGCAGCACAGGGCGCGACGAUGAACUCGUCCUCCUCGCCCCUGCAAUUCGCAACAUUCACCUCCGAGAUCGAACUCCCCUUUUACUCUGCGCUCUUCGCCUCCAAGCUUGACUAUGACAAGCUGGACGACUCCGCGCGCGGCGUCCUGGGCCUGUACGAGCCGCGGCUCGAGGAGCCCGAUGCGAGCUGCAACAUGCAGAUCCUGGGAAACGCCUUGACGUGCACAGAGGCCCCUCUCGCUUCGGCGCGCGGCGAGGGCAUUAUCAAGAACGCAAACACCCUCGACGCAUUUCGUAACACGGACAAGACGGCCAUGGUGCAGACCGCUGGACGGCAAAUCUGGGAUGCUAUCAACGACGGCAGCAUCUACUCGGUCCCGUCGCUUCUCUCGUCCUUCAUCAUCCUCUCCUACGCCGACCUGAAGAAAUACAAGUGCACCUACUGGUUCGCGUUCCCAGCGCUACAUUCUGACCCGCAAUGGAAACGGAACGGACCGGCCGAGCAUCUGAAAGUCGACGAGAGCAGCGCGCUGCUGGAAAAGGUGGGAACAUGGCGCUACAGCGUCGACGGGAGAGAGCGCGGGUUCUUCCUGGCCAAGAAAGUCCGCACACCAGGAGAAGAUACCGACGAGGACACAACACAGACGUUAGGCUACCGGUGGGAGGUUGCCUCGCUGCGGGCGUUCGAGGAAGGAUUCUUCAACGAGGUCCCCGAGAACGACCGCUACGUCUCCUUUGUGGACCCGUCGACCUACCCAGAAGGACCAGGCUGGCCGUUGCGCAACCUCUUGAUCCUGAUCCGGCAGCGCUACAAGUUGGACAAGGUGAAGAUCCUGUGCUUCCGCGACAUCUGGGCACGGAGGCAUGAGUCGCGCAGCGUGAUCCUCCCUAUUGAGAUGGACCCCACGGAGAAAGUGGUCAUGGCAGACAUGCCCAAGGUCACAGGAUGGGAGAGGUCACGGAAUGGGAAGUUGCAGGCACAGCAAGCGAACCUCGGAGAGUAUAUGGACCCCUCACGGAUCGCCGACUCGUCGGUCGAUUUGAACCUGAAGCUCAUGAAGUGGCGUUUGGCGCCCGACCUGGACCUGGACCGCGUCAAGAACACAAAGUGUCUCCUGUUAGGGGCGGGCACACUGGGCGGUUACGUCUCAAGAAACUUGCUUGGUUGGGGUGUCAGAAAAGUCACAUUCGUGGACUACGGAAGAGUGUCUUUCUCCAACCCUGUGCGGCAGCCCCUUUUCGAAUUCGAGGACUGCUUGGACGGCGGCAAGCCCAAGGCGGCAGCGGCCGCCGCCAUGCUGAAGAGGAUAUAUCCCGGAGUCGACAGCGAGGGACAUUCGCUAUCUGUUCCCAUGUUGGGGCACCCUUACACGGACGAGGCCAAAACACAGGCCGACUACGAUAAGCUCCAUGCUCUGAUCAACGCGCAUGACGUGGUCUUUCUUUUGAUGGACACGCGGGAGUCGCGCUGGCUGCCGACUGUUAUGGGCAAAGCCGCCGGCAAGAUCGUCAUGAAUGCCGCUCUCGGCUUCGAUUCGUACGUGGUAAUGCGACACGGCGCUGAGAGCACAGAGGCCGAUGCGCCUUCGCUGGGCUGCUACUUUUGCAACGAUGUCGUGGCACCAGCUGAUUCCAUGAAAGACCAAACGCUCGAUCAGCAGUGCACCGUCACACGCCCCGGUGUCGCAGCCAUCGCCUCGGCUCUCCUCGUCGAGACGCUCACCAGUCUGCUCCAGCAUCCCAAAGGCAACCACGCGCCUGCUCCGCAGCUAACUCAUGGGUCUGUGCCCGAACGUGAUCCCCCGUCACACCCUCUGGGCCUCGUGCCACACCAGAUCCGGGGUUAUGUCUCAACGUUUCAGAACAUAGUCAUCAGGGGCCAGUCGUACGACUGCUGCAGCGCGUGUAGCCCCAAGAUCCUUCAAGCGUAUCGGAGCGACGGCUGGGGGUUCGUGAGGAGGGCACUGCAAGAGAGGGACUAUGUCGCGGAGCUGUCUGGAUUGGCCGAGGUGCAGAGACGCGCAGAGGAACUGGACGCUGAACUGGACUGGGAUGAAAACGACGAUGCUUUGGCGGCCGAGGAGGGCGAAGGAGAGCUUUUGUGA
Messenger RNA from Emericellopsis cladophorae, 2109 nucleotides. RefSeq lists its product as uncharacterized. Gene Ontology annotation, cellular component: phagophore assembly site; cytoplasm. The record is from RefSeq and is a predicted model, not a curated record. Gene Ontology annotation, biological process: cellular response to nitrogen starvation; autophagosome assembly; autophagy of mitochondrion. Bases 1 to 2109 code for a protein of 702 amino acids. Gene Ontology annotation, molecular function: Atg8 activating enzyme activity; Atg12 activating enzyme activity. NCBI's taxonomy places the organism in Eukaryota, Fungi, Ascomycota, Sordariomycetes, Hypocreales, Bionectriaceae. The transcript is spliced from 3 exons.